Messenger RNA from Neodiprion virginianus, 4122 nucleotides. Its product is annotated as probable G-protein coupled receptor B0563.6. The record is from RefSeq and is a predicted model, not a curated record. Gene Ontology annotation, molecular function: G protein-coupled receptor activity. Gene Ontology annotation, biological process: G protein-coupled receptor signaling pathway. Gene Ontology annotation, cellular component: membrane. The transcript has 6 exons. The coding region runs from base 983 to 2140 and encodes 385 amino acids. Lineage: Eukaryota; Metazoa; Arthropoda; Insecta; Hymenoptera; Diprionidae.
CUCGACAGGCGUACUCCGUCGUCUUGAUCCCCGUUCACGAUAAGGCGAAGUUGUAAAAAGCAGGAGGGUCGUUGGUCGACCUCUAACGAUAAAUAUAAAUUAAAUCGCAUCGCGCUAUGACGAGCUUUUCAGCCCUCGCUGUUGCAAAUAACGAAAAACAGCUUGCCUCCACCAGACUAGAGAAACUUUCGGCAUUUCUGUACGACGGCAAGAAAGCGGAAUCCAGCUGGCGCUCCUGAGACUAUAAUAUUGCUCGUUAAAUUUUAGAGCCUCUGUUAUAUAAAGCUUAUUGCGGUUAAAACUGGAGGAGAGGUAACCGACCAACUCGGAUAAAGGCUCGCCUAGAUUUUUUUUUUACCUUUUUACCCUUUCGUCAACGAAUAUUCGCGCCUCGUUGCAUCAAUUGUGAAAUUUCCACGCGCCGUCCCAGUCGUACUAUAAAAUAGCCAGAUUCGCGGUAACGAAUAUUCGACCGUCUCGCUCAACCCCAUUUUACAAGUCAACUCUUGCACACCGUGUCCAAACUUUUAUCCUCUCACAUACGAGAGCGCCGAUAUCUAAUGGCAUCGUGUGAGCCGUUCUAAAAAGUGUGAAUUUUAAAUCGAGACUAGCUUUCGCCGUUCGCGCUCACGAAUUGAAUUAUUAAAUCGCUGGAAUCACUUGAAGAAUAAUUGCGGAGGGUUUUCCUGCGGAGAUAAGGUAAUCCAGACGGGACUCAAGAGGCACAACGCCGAGGUGUAAACACUUGCAGCUGAGAAAACAAAACUUCAUUUGAUAAAGAAAUUAAUCCAUAUCGGGUGACAUUUACAGUUGUGUAUGGCUGUGUAUCGAUUACAUAAAUUGAGUGACGAACUUUGGAGAAACGAUAUUACGAAAGGAUCGUAGAAACGAUUAAAGGAUACCGUGCAGUCCGAGACAAAUAGUUUCAAACGAUAUUCACUAAAUUUCUUUCUAAAAAUGUUGCAAACGUAAUCUCAACAAAAUGACCGAUGACGUCAACGCGACUGAAUCGGUUACACGGUUGUGCUCACUGGCGGCGAACGGAUCGAUGCAAGAAGAUCCACGAACCGCAUCCCUGAGGCGCAUCAGUUAUGGUAUCAUCCUACCAGCAAUUUGCUGUUUGGGGAUCAUCGGGAAUAUCCUCAACUUGGUGGUUCUCACGAGGAGAAACAUGCGAGGAACUGCCUACAUCUACAUGAGGGGAUAUUCCGCCGCUGCUCUGCUGGCCAUAGUAUUCUGCAUCCCAUUCGCUCUGAGGGUUCUGAUCCACAAGGAAAACGGUCGAUGGAGUAACUGGCAUCAAGCGUUCUACCACGUUCAUCUCGAACUGUUCUUGGGAAACGCAUGCCUCGGGGUUGGAGUUAUGAUGCUGUUGGCGUUGACGGUCGAAAGAUACGUGAGCGUUUGUCAUCCCGGGCAGCACACAAGGCCCCUCUGCGGUCCGCCUCAUCUGACGGUUGUUUUAAUACCGCUAGUCACAUUCGUCGUAUACCUGCCGAGUGUCUUCCGCGGGGAAAUAUUAAAGUGUCAGGUGGCACCUGCUGGUCCGCUGAUUUACCAAAAACGAGACAAUUUGCUCUUCCUCAAUCCCGUUUUUUAUCAGAUUUACAAGGUGGUUCUUGAGGUGGUAUUCAAAGUCGCCCCGACAAUUCUACUAGCUGGGCUCAAUCUUCGGAUCAUGAUAGUAUACAGAAAAUCGUGCGAGCGGCGUAGACGAAUGACGUUGUCCAGAACCGUCAGCAGCGACGAAGACCCGAGAACUUUCGCCGAGGAGAGACGGCUCGUCUUACUUUUGGGAAGCACAAGUAUACUUUUCCUCGUAUGCGUCACUCCCAUGGUUAUACUAAACGUAACGCUGAGUGAGAGCAACUUGAUCCUCUACCCUUACCAGGUUUUUCGAGCACUGGCCAAUCUCCUCGAGGUGAUAAAUUAUUCCAUCACCUUUUACAUCUACUGCCUGUUUUCCGAGGACUUUCGAAACACACUGAUACGAACUCUGCAAUGGCCUUGGGGCCCUGCGGGAAGACACGCACGGGGUGUCCCGAUGAAGCAUUCCCCCCUGCCAAGGCCCACGACCACAACGACGCCACCGACGACAGCGGUCGCAACCCCGGGUCACGUGGCACGGGCCAGUGUCUAAAGUUCUGAAACCUGAACACGUAAGAUUUAUCCUUUCACCGUAUUUCAUUUCUUUGGGCAUUAUGCAGUGGUCGUCGGAAUUUUUUUUCCCCUACCGGAGCAGAGGUACGUAUUCAGGUCUUUGGGCUGCCUGAAUAUAAAUUCUUCGGCUGACGUGUACUGAAGAAAAUUUUUCAAAAAAUUUUACUUGAACUACACGCAAUAGACGUUAGACUGAUUAAAAGUCGUGACCGAGUAAUGGCUAAUUGACGGAAAAUCGGAGUCGCAAUUUAAAUCUACUCAAAAUGACACUCGAAGUAGAGUUUGAAUCGAACAAAUAUAUACCUAAAUUAUGAGAGUGUUUAAAUGAAAAUUACAUGCAGCAAAGUACAGAUUUUAUCGCAAGUUAUUACAUUGCGCUGAUUACGGCAAAGAAAUUCCAUUGCCUCGGAUAUCAGACUGACUGACAUGAACAAUAUGUAAGUAUUCGUCUAAGUAAAGCUUUUAUGGCAAUGCAUGACGAAGGAAAAUGAAGCCACAUGGAAAGAAAAAAAAAAAGAAAAUAAAACUAGAGAAAUGCUUAUUUUGAAAGGUAUCUGUGAUCAUAUGUACGAUGUAGAUUUUUUAUUGAAAUUUUACCUAUAUUUAUGAACGAUACUUACAAUUAAUGAUUUUAGGUGAAAAACGUUAAUUUUCUAUUCACGCCGUAUACAAUAAUAUACAUAUAUAUAUAAUGUAUGUAUGCCAAUCAAAUACAUCUGUAUUGUAAACAUGAUACAGCGUACAGUCGUACGUAUCUUUAACACGUUUUUCCGUGCGCGAAACUCCGACAAGCAUCUGUAUACGUGAUACAUGUACCAAAAGUGUGCGAGCAUGUUAACAAAAUUUUAAAUAAAAGAAUGCUAAAUAACAAUUAACCCCACCUACUUCAUGUUUCGGAAAAAAAAGAACGAAUGAAAAUAAAAAGACGAAUAAAACGGUAUCAAAUUAACGAUCUCAUGAAGUUUCGUCGUACGCGAAUUACUAAUUAUUCAAUGGUUUCAAAUCUCCGUAUUGAAUUAUUACUGCCACAUGUUUUCACUUACGAUAAGCUAUCCGUAAAUUGUGACCUUUGUAUUUUAAUCUGGAUUAAUCGUACAAUUACCUGGAGUACCUAACUAUAAAACAAUACAUUGCUGUAUGAGGCAAACAAUUUUGCGACUUUCACACACAGCUGGAAAGCACAAAUAAACCGCGUUUGUCCUCCAUAUACCAAUUACCGAAAUCACCCGAAGUUUGUUUGAACGUCGUUUGAACAUGUAAAUGUGGCAACUGAUAAUCCGUGAUGAUUAAUUAUACUCUUAAUUAUACUCCAAGCUACACCCACAAACAACAAAUGACUCUGUAUGUAUAAUGUAAUUAGUUAUAGUAAGACGAUGCUUCUCCAAACUCAAAAAUAUGCUCGUAUUAAUAUGGAUAUUUAUUAUAUGUAACAUAUUCUUCGGCUGACAAUUAGUUCUUACUAAGUGUCGAAAAACAUCGUUGGAAACAGUGACUUGAUUUAUAUAAGCCUAUCGUUAUCAGUACGUGUAUCUAUACUGCUUUGUUACCGUUGGUACGUACCAUUGAGGCUACGGCAUUAUCAUUAUUUUCCGACUCCACCGCUGUUACUCAUCCCAUGCGACACACGCUAUUUUUUGCGACACCUGUGAAGGAAAGUUUAAUUUGAGAAGUAACGAAGGUGCCACUGAUUACGCGUAAAAUUGGGGUCAAGUAACUUACGCUCAACGACACAGUCCGUAAAAUUUAGUUACAUAUUCAAAAGUGCGCUUAAUUCAAAGAAAACCCGCCAGUGUGUAAAAUAUAGGAUUUCAAUUGUGCGCAUACGCCAACGUUAUUUUACCGCACUGUUCAGAAAUGGGAUAAUUUACACACCCUUCACAGACUUUGGAAAUCGAACUUUCAAAUCGAGGUGUUGUAAAAAAAAAAAAAUUUUCUCAAAUGCAAUACGUAUUCUCGACUAAA